Molecule: messenger RNA, 721 nt
Organism: Rotaria socialis
Lineage: Eukaryota; Metazoa; Rotifera; Eurotatoria; Philodinida; Philodinidae
Source: the annotation of a GenBank genome assembly
AUGCGCGAAAUCGUUCAUAUGCAAGCUGGUCAAUGUGGGAACCAGAUUGGUUCUAAAUUUUGGGAAGUGAUUUCGGAUGAACACGGUAUUGAUCCUACGGGUGCGUAUCAUGGUGAUUCGGAUCUUCAACUUGAACGUAUUAAUGUUUACUAUAAUGAAGCAGCUGGUGGAAAAUAUGUACCACGCGCUGUUCUUGUUGAUCUCGAACCGGGUACAAUGGAUUCAGUACGUAGUGGUCCAUUUGGUCAACUCUUUCGUCCGGACAAUUUUGUCUUUGGUAAAUAUACUAAAUAUUUUUUUUACAUUUUUAUAGAAAUAGGGCUUUCAAUCAAAAAAAUGAAUAUUUCUAUUAAUUUCUAUCCUAUGACAUUCAUAACCAGUGAUUAUUCUAUAGGUCUUGAUCGUAAUAACAUAGAUGAUAAUAAUAUUUUUAUCUAGAGCUUCCGGGUUUUUAUAAUUGAGUUGUGCGAAAUGUUUAUUAUUACGAUCAAGACCUAUACAAUCAUCAUUGGUUAUGAACAUCAUUAACAAUAAUUUAAUUCGAUAUAAAUGAAUAGAAAUGUUCAUAUUUAUUUUAAAUUCAAUAAAAGAAGUAUAUCGAAGAAUAUACUAUAUAUUUGUUUUUUUUUUUUUUUUAAUUACGCUGAAUUUUAUUCGUGACAUCCAUACAUUUUUUUGUGAUUUUUGUACAAUUUUUUGGGGCCGCUUACGCACCAAGUCA